This is a messenger RNA of Scatophagus argus, 3662 nucleotides long. RefSeq names its product elongator acetyltransferase complex subunit 4 (gene elp4). The transcript has 10 exons. NCBI's taxonomy places the organism in Eukaryota, Metazoa, Chordata, Actinopteri, Scatophagidae. Gene Ontology annotation, biological process: tRNA wobble uridine modification. Bases 38 to 1264 code for a protein of 408 amino acids. Gene Ontology annotation, cellular component: elongator holoenzyme complex; cytoplasm; transcription elongation factor complex. The record is from RefSeq and is a predicted model, not a curated record.
CCAAAACACUAACAAGCGUCACCACGUUAGAAGCAGUAUGGCAGCUCCCAUGAGCAAUGUGGGUAAACCCUCUGCUGAACGUUCACCGUUCAAUAUUACCAGUUUUCAGAAGAAAACAAGGAGCAAGUUAAUCUCCAUACCUGGUACCAGACCAUCGGUUCAAAAUGGACAACUCCUAGUUUCGACAGGUGUCACGUCACUCGACUAUCUCCUCGGUGGUGGAUUAGCAGUUGGAACAGUACUUCUCAUAGAGGAGGACCGUUAUGAUAGCUACUCUCGUAUGAUCCUAAAGUACUUCCUGGCAGAAGGAGUGGUGUGUCAACAUGAACUUUUCGUGGCAGCAGCUCAAGAUAACCCAGAUGACAUCCUCCAGGAACUUCCGUCUCCCAUCUUGGACGAUGUUGCUGUCCACAAACCAGUGGAGCAGCCUAGGCUGUCUUGUGAACCCCAGGACAGUUUGGAUGCCAUGAAGAUUGCAUGGCGCUAUCAGAAUCUUCCAAAAGUACAGAGUGCCCUGGCAUCCUCAUCCCGGUUCGGACACUACUAUGAUGUCUCCAAGACGAUGGAGCCAGAAAUUCGCCAGGCAGCCAAGUGUCACCGCUUCUACCUUCCAGAACAUCCCACCCAGUCAUCACCCACACACAGUACCGCACUUGAGUCCUACUCUGCAUUGCUGAAGUUACUUCAAGAGGUCAUACACAAGGAGGGCUUUGAUGUAGCAGCCCCCAUGUCAAAGUCACGCAACAUCCUCCGAAUUGGGCUUCACUCUCUUGGCUCGGCUCUAUGGGGCGAUGAUCUGUGUUGUCAUGACAACCCUAGAAAUGGCCACGCCCUCACUACCUUUCUCUAUGGUCUACGUGCCUUGCUAAGGUCAUCGCUUUCCGUCGCAGUAGUUACUUUGCCGUCACACCUCAUCCAGGACAGAGCUCUAAUGGGCAGCAUAACCAGGCUGUGUGACAAUGCCAUAGCCCUGGAAUCAUUCAAAGGCUCUGAGAGAGAGACCAACCCACUCUACAAAGAUUACCAUGGCCUGCUACAUGUACGCCAAAUACCUCACCUGAACUGUCUGGCGAGUAAACUCCCUGACCACAAGGACCUGGCCUUCAAACUCAAGAGAAAACAGUUCACUAUUGAGAGACUGCAUUUGCCUCCAGACUUGUCUGAGACGGUGAGUCGUGUGAGCAGGGGGGAUAUGGCAGGCGCAACCGCGGUGGCUUCAGCCUGUGGCGCUGGAACUUCCGGCAACAAACACCUGGACUUCUAGAGCUCCCACAUAGUCGCCACGGGCAACCAACUCCUGGACCGCUGCAGCGUUGCCCUCUUUACCGUGCUGACCAGGUUGUUCCCUCACCCACGUCAUGUCAAAUGUGAUAACCCUGCCAGCCUUUACCACCUGCCAACUGUCCCAGCCAGGGGUGAAGAUCUAAACACCCGCAGUACCUCGUCUCAUGACGGACACAUUUCAUCCUAGAAGUGGGAUUUUGAUUACAUGGAAAUUCUAGUCAUGAAUUUAUUUUUUACUUUUUCAUUUUUUUAAGUCUCUACACACUCUCAGUCUUUGCAAACAGUAAAUAAUUUAGCUGCAUUCUAACAAGCUCCAGGCCUGCUUUUCAAAAUGAGCGUCCAUUCUUGUCGAGCUCCACUGUGUUCAGUAGUCAGGUAUGUUUCUUUUGGAUGAUGCCAUGAAAUGUGCUUUUGCUCAGCUAAAUAAAAGACAAUCCACAGCACACAACAUGUACUUUUUAUUAAGCGUUUACUCUGUCUCAACACCAGCACUGCAGGGGGAAGUUGACUGCGUGUGAGAGGAUAUAAAGUAAGCGUGUUAUGAAUGACUGAUCCCUGGUCUGCCUCACUGGUUUCACGUUCGAAUAGGGGGUGCCUCCAUCUGACCCUGAGACUUGUGCCGGUGAGUGACGUCUACCUCCAGUAAGCUGGAGAGCUGAGCAGGAAUGUGGGCAGAGGGUAGGAGAGCUGAAUUUGGGUGCAGGCUUCACACCUCAUCAGGCAUGUUUACUGGAUGAGCUGCUUUGCCAUGACAAGCCCAAAAGAACAAAUUAGGUCAAAUUGAGACGUGGAGAAACAGAGAAAAAAAAAAAAACAACAUGAAAAAUUAAAUGUUUCAUUUUUGUUUUCCUAAGUGUGCUGUGUGAUGCCAGUUUGAAUAUUUUUGCAUGUGAAAACUGGCAGUAUUGGUAACCGUCUGCAGCUCGUGUUGGGAGAGGGUAGUGUUACCUGACAGUUUGAGUGUAUGAGAGGGAGAUGACACACACACAGGUCACUUAGACAGGUGAACAAAACCUUGUCCUGUCGAGAUAAAACCGUUUUCCAAGUUAUUGUUGUUGACGAUGUGACAUAUUCAGGGUACACUUUUAAGGUAGAGUAAAAUACAAUAAAUUCAUUUUGGCUUUUGUUUAUGUUGCCGUACUCCUGGUAUGUCUGUUUUACGCACUCGCCACGUCUUUCGUUAAGUCAGGUCAGAAAGUGGAUUAUUUACUUACAGUUUCCUCUACACACAUUUAAAAGAAGGUUUUAUGUACAGUUCCACCUGUAUUUAGAGUUUAGUGAAGUGAUGCCAGUCUCAGCACUCACGUUGGGUCAUCUUUAUGUGGCCUUAUUUCAGUUUACUUGAUUGACAGUUGACGUGUUUGUGUUCUGAUCUCAGAUAAACCUGUCAUAACACACAACAAGGUCUAACAGUGUUGAGUGUAAAUGAGUGAUUCAUGUCAGUUAAUUCAGGUUGAGAAUGUUGUAUUCUCUUCUCUAAAGUGAUAAUUUUUUUUUUUAAAUAAAUGAUGAUAUGUGGCUCUUUAGAUGCCCUGACCCCCCUCACAUUACUGAGCACAACCCAGACAUCAUUCUCGUCUUUUGGUUUGGUUUGUCUUUUGUUUGUUUUUUUCAGAAGCCUUCCCUCUUUGUCUGUCUCAUUGUUCAAAUCUCGAUAACAAUUUGUAACACGUAUUUUGUUUUAAGCGUUUAUACCUGAAGGAAAUGUCAGUGUAACAUUUAAGGCUUUAUCUUCUUUCUUUUUUUUUUGGUCGUUAAAUAACUUGCAUUUUAUCUCAAUUAAAUCUGCAACAGUGACACAUAAGGUGAACGCUCAGUGCUGUUGGCACAUUUCAGAGGACCUACUUCUUGAAAGCCUCACUUAGCCUUUAGGAAAGAGAGAAAAAAAAAGCCAUUGGACCGAGCACAGAGAAUAACGCUUUUAUAAUCGCGUGUUUGGCAGCUGCCGCUCAUGUCCUAUUGAUCCCCAACCAAAGCCAUAGUUGUUUUCAUACUUAAGCUUUGGCUGAGGUCUUGUGGGUUCUGCUAUUGAAAGCCCAUCAAAUAGCUGCAUUAUUCAAGUAACAUAAUAUAGGACAAUACACUCACCACAUUGGAUGAAUCCAAAGUCUCAAUAACAGAGCAGAUCUGUCUUCAAACAUACUGUGUUAAAGAUUGAAUAAUUAGGUUACCGUAUCUGUGAAAUACAAUCCAUCUAUUGUAUUUGCAAUGAGGAAAUUUUGACUUCACGUUUGCUGAAAGGACACACAAAGCACAUGAUUUAACCGCUGACGGUAACAGGACAAUGUGAGCUGCGCUUCUUCUGCUGUGGAAAUUCAGAUUCAGAAUUCCAGGCCAGAACUGUUGUGUCUCAUUAAAGAAAAACAGAUCAAACUCCA